Soboliphyme baturini is the source of this 1626-nucleotide messenger RNA. Lineage: Eukaryota; Metazoa; Nematoda; Enoplea; Dioctophymatida; Soboliphymatidae. The record is from the annotation of a GenBank genome assembly.
GGCGGUAACGGUGGAGUGCUCACCGUUCCAUCGAGAAUCGCCUUACAGUCCGACCAGCACCACGCUGAGGCGCAGAUGCAGUGGCAGCAACUAGUUGCUGAACACGAGGCCAAAAAGCAGAUGCAGCAGAACAUGGGCCCUGCCUUAACGGCACCGCUGUGUCGAAGCGCACCAUCCACCCCUGGCGCCGUUGAUCAAACGGCCCCUUUCGUUCGGCCCGGAACGAAAAUGACGGUGCAAGGAAAACCAGCGAUGAUGGUUCCGCCGGUGGCUCCUCCUCGUACGCCACAGAGGGCCCGUUCGUCUAGGAUGGCAUCGACUCCGGCUCGCGGCAAUUUCAUUGAUUCGAAGUCUCCAGUGUUCAUUCCGAUGAACAGUGGUCAGACCAUGUAUGGAGGUCCUCCAAACGGGCCUUACGAUUCGUCACAGCCGCAAAUGAACUACGGUUUUCCGGCGAAACAGCAACAAUCUUGUCCGAGGUACAUGAAUGCGAUGGCGAUGGGUGCUGGAAUGUGUGACUCCUCGGCAAUGAACGAUCCAAUGUUUCAAGCCCAGUCGCGACAGUAUGGCGGAAUAGUCACCCUUUCAUCAUCUGGACUGCCGGAACCUCAAAUGAUGGAUCCGAAUGCCACCUAUGGUAUGAUGGCCGCCGAUGUCGGAUAUAUGGAUGCCGGUUUCGUAAACUCUCCGCCGAAUCCGUAUCUACAGUACCAACAGCAACAGCACAAUCCAGGGGCGGUUGAUCUGAACGAUUAUCCGCCUGGUAGCGUGAUCUAUAACCAAAUGAAUCCAAACUUAAUGCAGCAUAUGGGUCCUGCAAAUCCGGAACUUAAUGCCAGCAACCUUGGCCAACAAACUGCCCUGCCGAUGGUGAACAAUACUUACGUCAAUGCGACCAUGUCCAUACAACAAGUGAACAUACAGAACGUUUCCCCUUUUCCGCCCGGAACCGGCGUUAUCAGUGUACAGAGCGGACAGGGGCCUUCAAUGAACGGUCAUCAAAACUAUUCAGGAGCUAGAUUCGUGUCCCCUGUGCAGAAAUCCGCAGCGACAUCCAAUAGAGGAGCUUCGUACAGCAAGCAACAGCGACCCUCGUUCACGCCUUCAGAUAGCUUUUCGAACGCUCCGUCGCAGUUUCCGAUGGACAUCGGAUCAAAUAACGCCACGUCCAGCGGCUUCCUCUCUGGGUACGCCGAACCACUUACCAAUCUCGAAUCUAAGGUGCCGAGUCAAAAACUGCAGUACUUUCCUGAUCCGUCACAGCAACAGUCACAGUUCUCUUCAGGGCCGCAGUACUGUGUGUCUGAUGCCGGAUGUAUGCCUCCACAAAUAAUGCAGUGCAACCUGAUCCAACAGCAACAGCAGCCGCCGCAACAGUGCCUUGAAGCGGCUGGUUUCGUCCACGGAGUACCGCCACAUGCAUAUUCUGUUGCCAUGCAAGGUAACGACAUGAACGCCAUGAAGCGUGGAUCUACGCAGAUGACGAGGUUUGCGGCUGCGCCAGCGUAUCUUCAGUCGCCACCGAACACCGCCAACCGAGACAACGUUUACCAGAUGCAGUUUCACAAUUUUCAGCAACAGCUCUACGCGACCAGUGUUCGACGGAAUGAAGGAAACCUUACUUAG